CUGCGUGUGUGUGUGUAUAGUCGAGCGUGUGCGUGUGAGUGUGUGUGUAUAGUCGAGCAAAUAUAAAAUCGUAACGUAACGAGCCGAAAGGAGAGGAGAAAAACGUGUGAAAUCGAGGCAUACACUCGGAAAAAGGAACGGCGCUGUCGUCCAAUUUACGUCGCCGUCUUCUUCGUCAGUGUUUGUUGUCGUCGCCUCGUUCGUCCUUAAUAUUAUUUCGUCCUCGUACAACAAGAACAAGAAGAAGAAGAAGAACAACCACAACCAGGAUCACCGCAAUACGCAGUUUCCCAAUGCUUUAAAACGAUUCGGCAACCUCUAAGGAACAAAAAGAAUAUAUACAUCAAAUAUAUAUUAUAUAUAUAAAAAAGACAAGCAGCGAAUCAAGAACCGAAAACACCAAAUAAACAAAGAUAUAAAGAUAAAGAUAUAAACCCAAAGUCAAAGGAGGCUCGCAAAAUUUUUUACAAAUUUGCAAUACAUUUUACAUGAGAAGAAAAGAGAAGGGAAGAGGAGGAGAAAUUGCAAUAGGUGUGUGUUUGUGUGAGUUCGUCGUCGUCUCAGGAUAAUUUUUUCCCCCGGAGAGGCGAACUGUUGUUGCAAUUGGAAUUCGCGGCGAGAGGAGAGAUCUCUAUUGGAAUGGCUCUCUUGGGAGAGCGGCAGGACAUUAGGGAGCAUCAGCAGCAGCAGGAUCAGCAGUAAAUAGGAGCCAGCUCAAAGGAAUCAACAGGGGAGGAUCAGGAAUUAGGAAGCAGGAUAAAGGAAGCGGGAUAAAGAAGCGGGAUAAAGGAAACAGGAUAUAGGAAACCGGAAACAUAGCCCAGGCAAAAACAGGAAUCAUUUAAAUCAGGAAGACAAGGACCUAAGAAACCAGGAAAGCGCCAAAAGAAAGGACCAUGACUACUUUGGAGGAGCCUGUCCUGGCGGUGGACACGGUGGAUCCGUGUCCCCCGGGGCCUCCCAGCCUGAAGACCGUUCUCAGCGACGAUGCCUCGAACUCAUCGGUGCUGGAGGAGAUCGACGUGAGCAAUACGAGCAGCAGCAGCAGCUCCAGCUCCAGCAGCUCCAGUUCGAGCUCUGGAUCCUGCUCGGGCUUGGGAUCGGGAUCGGGCACGGAUACGGACACCGGCAAGGGCAGCAGCACUGUCGGCAGCCUCGAUGUGACCAGCUCCUCGAGCAUCGGAUCGGCGGCAUCCAUCUCAUCGACGGGCUCCACCGCCAUCGCCGGACCCUCGGGCUUGCUAGACGAUUCCAACUCAUCGGGACUGGGAAUCGGUAUGGGAAUCGGUAUGGGUAUGGACAUGGGCAUGGGCAUGGGCAUGGGACUGGUGGUGGAUGUGGACAGUGCCGGGAGCAGCCAGGAGCUGAGCAGCCACGGCGUCACCGAGCUGGACUCGCUGGAGGACUCGUGCAACGGCCUAAUGAUCAAGGAUGGGGAUAAGCUAUGCAAGCUGUGCAGCUCGCGCCUCGUGAUGCCGCGCAUCCUGUCCUGCCUGCACGUCUUCUGCGAGGACUGCCUGCAGGCUGUCGUAUCGAAGGACUCGAUGGCGGCCAGCUCGCCGAACAGCUGCUCGUCGUCCUCGUUCGACGGCAGCGAGAAUCAGCACCGCACUCUGCCCGCACUGCUGCUCGAGUGCCCCGUUUGCAAGCAGGAGACUCCCUUGGGGCCCAAGGGGGUCAAGGGUCUGACCUGCGACUAUAUUGUGACCAACAUACUGGAUCUCUCCAAUCUGGAGUCGGAGCACAUUGUGUGCACGUCGUGCAAGAGCAAAGAGGAGGCCAUUUCGCGUUGCAACGAUUGCGCCAACUUCCUGUGCAACGGAUGCGACAAUGCCCACAAGUAUAUGCGCUGCUUCGAGAACCACCAUGUGGUGCGGAUCGAGGAUCUGACGAAAAACGUCCACGACAAGCUGAUCAUCCACAAGCCCGUGUGCUGCCGCCAGCAUGUGAGCGAGAAUCUCAAGUACUACUGCUUCACCUGCCAGGUGCCCGCCUGCAACGAUUGCCUGCUGAGCGAUCACAAGGGCAGCGAUCAUCACUACGAGACGGCCACGGUGGCCGAGCAGGCGGUUCGCGCCGAUCUCGAGCAGACGUUGAGCGAGGCCCUCAAGAAGGCCGACUACUGCAACGAUGCGGGCGGCAAUUUGGGCAGCGCCCUCACGGAGCUUCAAUCGCAGCACGAUACGGUGCGCCAGCAAAUCGAAGAUGCCUACAAGAGCUACAAGCGCAUGCUCGAAUCGAUCAAGGAGCAGAUGCUCAACGAGCUGGGGCGCCUGCACUCGGAUCGCGAGCUCAAGAUCAUGGAUCUGAUGCAGAGCAUGGAGAAUAAUAUGGGCAAGCUGCAGCAGGCGGCGCAAUUCGGCCAGCGUGCCAUCGACAAGGCCAAUGCCGUCGAGUUCCUGCUGCUCAAGCCGGUGAUCAAUGCCCAGUGCUUGAAUCUCAUGGAGCAGACGCCCAAGUGCGAUGUCAACUAUCAGCUGCAGUUUGACUCGAAGCCGGAGAAGUUUGAGCAAUUCGCCAGGGAGAUGUUUGGCAAGUUCCAAACGGAUCAGAGUGACUCUAGUCCCAAGAAGCAAGCGAUGGCCCAGCAGCAGCAACAGCAGCAGCAACAGCAGCAGCAGCAGCAACAGCAGCAGCAGCAACAGCAGCAGCAGCAUCGUCAAGUGCAGCAGCAGCAGCAGCAACAGGUGCAGCACCAACAAUUGCAGUUGCAGCAACAGCAACACAGCUCUAACAAUCUGAUUGUGGGCCAUCGGGGCAGCUCCUCUGUCCAAGGACGCCUGAGCUCGGCUGUAUUCAGCCCCAUCUCGCUGCCCUCCUCGCUGCAGAGUUCCUUCGAUGGCGACACCAACUCGGUGAUAACCAACUUCUCCAUGAUGGACUCGCCGCCGCAGACAUCUUCGCAGCAGCAAUUGCCAACUGCCCAGCAGCAGCAGCAGCAACAGCAGUCGCAACAGCAGCAACAGGCGGUCGUGCUGCAGCAACAGAAGCACCAGCAACACCAACAACAGCAGCAGCAGCAGCAACAGGUGCUGCACCAGCAGCCAUCAGCACAAUCCAUGCCCCCGCAGAUGGGACAGCUCGUUGCUCCGCAGGGACAGCUCGUCCAGCAGGCUGUCAAUCAUGUCAAUCUCAACUCUGGCCCCGGUCCGAAUAUAUCCAUAAACGGUUUGGGCGCCGGCGGACCGCCGCCCAGUUUCAGCAUGCUGGAGUACAAUAUCUCGCGACUUGCCAGCCUGACGGAACCCAUGCCGGACAGCCUCAACGAUGCUUUGGCCGUGGGGGGAGGUGCCGCUGGACCUGUGCCGAAUGUGGCCCAAGUGCCGGGUGGCUCGGCCGUCGCCGGCGGAGGAGGAGCUGUUGUGGGAGCCCCGCACUCGCAUCAGCAGCAGCAGCAGCAACAGCAGCAGCAGCAGGCCGUAAUGCCGGCAUCGGCGGUAACGCCCACGCAGCCAAUCACCCUGGCGGACAUCCUUUCGGGCGACCAGCGGGCGCUCAACAAUCUACAGGCGCUGGCCAAGCUGGGACUCAACAACAAUGAUGAUGAUCUUUUGUUGAACGGAUCCUCAACGGGCAUUGAUUUUUUGUCAGAUUUCUGCAUGCCACCGGCCACAUCGCCCAGCCUGCAGUCCCUCAAUCCGAUCGUGGGUGGCGUGGAGGACAUGGGACUAAAUAACUUCCAUGCCGUCGCCGCUCCCGGCACCACCAGCGUGGUCACUGGCCGCAACAAGGCCACUCCGAUGCAGAUCCGCUGCAAGUUUGGUUCUUUGGGCACGGCCAAGGGUCAGUUCAAUUCACCCCACGGUUUUUGCCUGGGCGUCGACGAGGAGAUCAUCGUGGCGGACACGAACAACCAUCGCAUCGAGGUCUUCGACAAAAUGGGCGCCCUCAAGUUCCAGUUCGGAGUGGCGGGCAAGGAGGAGGGCCAGCUCUGGUAUCCGCGCAAGGUGGCCGUCAUGCAUAAUAAUGGCAAAUUCGUGGUCUGCGAUCGCGGAAACGAGCGCUCCCGUAUGCAGAUAUUCUCCAAGUGCGGUCACUUCAUGCGCAAGAUUGCCAUCAGAUACAUUGACAUCGUAGCGGGCUUGGCUGUUACGGCUAAGGGUCAUAUCGUGGCCGUGGAUAGCGUGUCGCCCACAGUGUUUGUGAUCUCCGAGGAGGGCGAAUUGGUCCGCUGGUUCGACUGCAGCGACUACAUGCGCGAGCCCUCCGACAUCGCUAUACGAGACAACGAUUUUUACGUGUGCGAUUUCAAGGGCCAUUGUGUGGCCGUUUUCCAGGACGACGGCACAUUCCUCUAUCGCAUUGGCAACGAGAAGGUCACCUGCUUCCCCAAUGGCAUUGAUAUAUCGAAUGCCGGGGACGUGCUCAUCGGCGACUCGCACGGCAACCGCUUCCACGUCGCCUGCUACUCACGUGAGGGCGCCCUCCAGUCCGAGUUCGAGUGUCCCCACGUCAAGGUUUCCCGCUGCUGCGGCCUGAAAAUCACAUCCGAGGGCUAUGUGGUGACGCUGGCCAAGAACAAUCAUCAUGUUCUAGUCCUGAACACCCUCUAUGUUCACUGAUUGCAAAUCAAAGCGCGCAACAAUCGUCCAUCAGUCGAUAUGAACAAAUACAACUACAAAUACUCGUCGGGCAAGAUAUACGGAUGCCGACGUCAGCAGCAAGCAACCAACAUCGGCAACAGCAACAGCAACAGUAAUAGCAACAUCAACCUAUUGGCAAGGACUCAGCCUCAACUAUGCAACAGCAACAUGAGCAACAUGAGCAACAUUAGCCUCAUUUGCAACGGCAGCAACAUCAAUCAACAGCCGUCGUCGACGACAACACCAUCAGUCAUUUAAUAGAAGAGUUAAGCAAGAAUUAGCAGUGUGUUGCUAAGCAAGAAAAGCAAGCAAAACAAGCUGAAGCAACAACAUUAUGAACAGCAAUUGCAAUAAUCCAGACAUAUAUAUAGGACAAAGUAUAUAUAUGUGGAAAAAGGGGGAAAGCAAAAUCUCGAAACACCAAAAAUCCUUUUAAAUCACAACAAGAAACGUUGCCGUUUCAUGAGCCACAGCAACUGUAUAAAACAAAAAACGAAAAACAAAAAACCAAUAACAAAAUGAUAAACAAAAUGCAACAAAUACUA
Molecule: messenger RNA, 5128 nt
Organism: Drosophila takahashii
Lineage: Eukaryota; Metazoa; Arthropoda; Insecta; Diptera; Drosophilidae
Source: RefSeq, a predicted model, not a curated record